UUGAUUGGAAUUUAUUUCAGACGAAAUUUCGGUGAAGGCCUAGAACGAGACGGAGCUGCUGUUGCCAUCUAUCAUCGAGGAAAGCUCGUCGUUGACCUUUGGGGAGGAUAUGCUGAUCGAGAAUCAAACGUUAUUUGGAAACGAAACACACGAACAGUUCUUUUUUCAGCGACAAAGGCAAUUUCCGCUCUUUGUGUGGCCGUCCUUGUUGACCGAGGUUUAGUGAAUUACGACGACCGCUUAGUGGAAUUUUGGCCAGAGUAUGGCACUUAUGGAAAAGAAAACACCACCGUGGAAGACGUGUUGACUCACAAGGCUGGACUACCAUACCUCGACGAAGAAAUCGAUUUGCACGAUGUCAGAGAUUUUGAACGAAUUCGAAGGAAAAUCGAACGAGCUCGACCGAUCUGGACUCCAGGAACGGCAAGCGGCUAUCACGCUGUCACGUUUGGCUUCUUGGUCGAUGGCAUCGUUCGUCAUGUUGAUGAGAAGCAACGCGAUCUGAAGACAUUUUUCCAAGAAGAAAUCGCUCAGCCAUAUGGCCUCUCCGUAGACAUCGGCGUACGGAAAGAGGAAGCAUACCGUGUAGCUCGAGUGACAACACCAUCGCUUUGGGAAUUUUUACGUGACUGUAUUAAAAAUCCCAAACUGAUUGCCAUGCUCGGUAUAAUGUAUGCUCGUUUGGACGAGAUAAUCUGGAAAAUGCGCGACAACACCAAAUGGCUACUUAUCAAUUAUGAUACGGUUGCUGUCAAUGAUCCAGAAGUUCUCGAGCUUCCGAUGCCGGCUGUGACGGGAGUCUCCAGCGCACCAGAUCUCUCACGGCUAUUUUCACUUGCUCUCGAUGGCUCAAUACUUUCGAAUAGAACCCUUGAAAUGAUAAGCUCUCCUACGCUUGAUAGUUGGCAUCUCGAAAAGGUCACUCUCUGGCCUGUCCGAAAAGGCCAUGGAUUCUUCUACGAACGAAAUCCAGUCGUUCCCGGCACCUUCACUUUUGGCCAUCCUGGAUACGGUGGCCAGUUUGUGCAUGUAGAUCCUGCAAAUCAAUUAGUACUUGCAUAUUUGGCAAACGGUCUGAAAACGGGCACUGGAGAGCUGUGCGGGACCUAUAUGAGACUGCUUCGAGCCACAUACAAUUCGUUACAGGGGCGAUAG
Haemonchus placei is the source of this 1155-nucleotide messenger RNA. Lineage: Eukaryota; Metazoa; Nematoda; Chromadorea; Rhabditida; Trichostrongylidae. The record is from the annotation of a GenBank genome assembly.